This is a messenger RNA of Ziziphus jujuba (common jujube), 4195 nucleotides long. RefSeq names its product putative RNA polymerase II subunit B1 CTD phosphatase RPAP2 homolog. The record is from RefSeq and is a predicted model, not a curated record. Bases 140 to 2335 code for a protein of 731 amino acids. Gene Ontology annotation, molecular function: RNA polymerase core enzyme binding; RNA polymerase II CTD heptapeptide repeat phosphatase activity. Lineage: Eukaryota; Viridiplantae; Streptophyta; Magnoliopsida; Rosales; Rhamnaceae. Gene Ontology annotation, cellular component: cytoplasm; nucleus. The transcript has 6 exons.
UCCGUUUGAAUUCAUUAGGAGAAAAAGGUAUCUCCAAAAAGCUCCAAUUUUCCGGAAGCAAUUCCUUCAGAACCCAGAACCCAGAACCCGAAACUCCCCCAAAAUCUCAAUCUUAGAAGACCUCGUUAAUUGUCUUACCAUGGCGAAGGAACAGCAGCAAUCGCCAAUCUCAGUCUCAGAAGCCGUAUACAAGCUCCAACUCUCUCUUCUCCAAGGCAUUCGCGAUGGCAACCAUCUUUUCGCAGCUGGUUCGAUCAUGUCCCGCUCCGAUUACAACGACGUCGUAACGGAGCGCUCAAUCGCCAACCUCUGUGGUUACCCUCUCUGCUUCAAUUCUCUACCUCCUAAUCCUCCCCGUAAAGGUCGCUUCCAUCUUUCCCGCAAGGACCAGAAGAUUCUAGACCUGCGUGAGACCAACAUGUAUUGCUCCUCUGAUUGUUUUAACGGCAGCAAAGCCUUUGCUUCUGGGUUUUUGAAGGAAGAGAGGUGUUCGCCUCUGGAUUUGGCGAAGAUUCGCUCGGUUCUCAAGCUGUUUGAGGAGGAGGAUCAUGAUGAUUCGGUUUUGGAAGGUGAUGUUGGGGAUUUGGGAUUGUCUGGGUUGAAGAUUGAGGAGAAGACGGGAACUCGUGUUGGUGAUGUGGAUUUGGAGCACUGGGUUGGUCCUUCAAAUGCAAUUGAAGGGUAUGUCCCCCAGAGAGAGCAAAUGUCCAAGCAGUUUGCUUCGAAAAGUCCCAAACAAGAGUCUAAAGCUAACAGUACUAAGACGACCAGUACGAAAGAUCUCCUCGUCAAUGAGAUUGAUUUUAUGAGCACCAUAAUUACCAACGAUGAAUAUAGUGUGUCUAAAAUGCGGUCGGGAUUAACGGAUACUAAAUUCGAUGAAAAAUUAAGAGAACCAAAGAGAAAUUUGAGUGGCGAUGCUGCGAAGAAUCAGUUCACUGUAUUGGAAACAUCAUCUACUACUAUAAAUGGGAAUGAUUCUGAAAGGAAAGCUAUACAAUCGAAAGGGGAAAGUAGCAAAAUUGCCUUGGAGAAUGAGCUUGGCGUUCAAGAAUUGCCUUCAACUUCAACUCGCUACAAAAGUGGUUCACAUGCAAGUACUGGACAAGCAGAAGAGGAACCCCAAGUAGAGAAGGCAGAUAUAUCAAAUGAAGCAACCCUUAAACCUUCCCUUAAACCUGCAGGGACAAAGAAACUUAGACGCUCCGUUACCUGGGCUGAUGAGAAAACUGAUAGCACUGGGAUUAGAAAUCUUCUUGAGGUUAGAGAAAUUGAAGAUAUGAAUCUUGAUAUGGACAAACUGUCUCUUAACCCUUCAGGGGCAAAGAAAGUCAGUCACACUCUUACCCAGGACACUGAAAGGAUUGAAAGCAGGGGUAGUAGAAGUCUUUGUGACAUUAGAGAAAUGGAAGAUAGGAAAGAAGCUCCUGAUGUUUCAUUUAGUAAGUAUGUGGAAGAAAAAGAUGAUAUGUUGCGUUUUUCUUCAGCGGAGGCAUGUGCAAUAGCAUUGGGCGAGGCAUCAGAAGCUGUAGCCUCAGGAGAAUCUGAUGUCACUGGUGCCAUGUCUGAAGCUGGAAUUAUCAUAUUUCCACAUCAGGAGGAUGCUGAUGAAGGGGAAUCUUCGGAGGAUGUUGAUGAAGGAGAAUCUUCAGAGGAUGUUGAUGAAGAGGAGUCUUUGAUAGAUGUUGAUGCUUCUGAACCAGAAAAAGCUCCUCAAAAGUGGCCAAUAAAGCCUGGAACUAAACACUCUGAUAUGUUUGACCCUGAGGAUUCUUGGUUUGAUGCACCACCUGAGGGUUUCAGUUUAACAUUAUCGUCUUUUGCAACAAUGUGGAAUGCAUUAUUUACAUGGACGACAUCAUCUACUUUGGCUUAUAUAUGUGGACGGGAUGAGAGUCUUCAUGAAGAGUAUCUAUCAGUCAAUGGGAGGGAGUACCCCCAGAAGAUUGUCUUGGGAGAUGGUCGUUCUUCUGAAAUCAAGCAAACUCUGGCUGGUUCUCUUGCUCGAGCUUUACCUGGAGUUGUUGUGCAGCUCAAGCUGCGAAUUCCAAUAUCUAAUUUAGAGAAAGGAAUGGGGCGCUUGUUGGAUACAAUGUCUUUCACUGAAGCACUACCAGCACUUAGGAUGAAGCAAUGGCAAGUGAUUGUCCUUCUUUUUAUCGAGGCUCUAUCUGUUUGUAGGCUUCCUGCAUUAACCCCACACAUGACAAAUAGAAGGAUGCUUCACAAGGUGUUGGAUGGUACCCAAAUAAGUGCAGAAGAGUAUGAGGUUAUGAAGGAUCUCAUAAUACCUCUUGGGCGAGCACCUCAUUUCUCGGCUCAGAGCGGUGCUUAAUGGAAGAACUUAGUAACUUUUAUCAGCUUUAUGAUAUCGGCAAUGUUUUUCCUUUCCUUGCUACCAAGGCUUCCUAUAAUAUAUGCUGCCAAAUAUGUGGUUUUGUUCCAAGAACCAACUUGGAGUUGUAUCAGAGAUUUGAUCAUGGACAUGGAAGGUAGACUUUGACAGUGUAACAAUUUGGGUUUUAGUUCUUGAAAUGUGAGAAAAGCUAAUAUCAGUACAACACUUUUAGGAAAUGACAUACAGUACAACACUUUUAGGAAAUGACAUACUUUCUAAUUGAUACUAAACUGUGUUAAAUUUUGAAGUUUAAUUGUGAAUGUUCCCUGAAUAUUCCAUGGUGGCAUUUUUGAUAUGUCAAGCGUAGUCAUAUAUGUGUGUGUUGAAAAUUUGUUUAUAUAUGUUGAAAAUUUAGGAAAAAAAUUUCAAAGUUGAGAAUUUUGACAUUAAUGUGAUAGUUUGCCAUACUUUAUCAUGCGAAUGCCAAAUGGGAUAUAUGGAUUAAAUUCCACUGCUAAGCAUGAAGAAGCACCUUCAACCAGUCAUUCUUGUAAUGUCAUUAGGGCCCCCUUAAAACUCUUUUUUUUUUUUUUUUUGUUGGUGAAUCGGUUAAUCAAAUUAUUAUUAUUAUUAUUAUUUUUUGUGAUCAUAUUGAAUCGGUUAAUCAAAUUAUGAAGAGGUGGUCUUUGAAUAUUUUAGUCAAAUUUGUACUGUAUUUUAAAAAUCAAUACGUUUAAUUUUACAAAUAUAUUGCAUUUUCAUGGUUGAUUAAAAACCUAAAUGCAUGAAAAUGAUCUUUACUCUAUUAUUAUAUUGGGAUUUGGAUUUGUUCUCCAUUUGGUAAAACAUUGUAGGCUUUCUGCCUACUUCCAACCACUAACCUAAUGGCUAAUUGACUUUAGGCCCAAGUGCAAGGGUAGAUUUGUAAGUUCAAAACGUGUUAAUGAUCUGAGAUGGAUUAGAUUGGAAUGGGGACUGGCAAAUAGCACUUGUGGGGCACAUUCGCAUGCUCCAGUAAAUGAUAUGGGCGCUCCUUCUUACGUCAUGGGCCGCUCUUUGAAAUGACACUAAUAACCUCACUGGAUAAUGAAUUAUUCUGGAUAAUGUUGGUUUAAAUAAAAUUUGCUUCUCUUUUUGCAAAUAAGAUAAACAUUUUGAUAUUUUAACUUAAAACUUUAAAACCUUUUUUUAAAAAAUAUUUUCAACUAAUAUUAGAAACUAAAAUUAUAAACAAAAUGACAACUUUUAACACAGAUAAUUGACUUUUGUUGCUUAAACAUUUUAAUGAUAAAGUUAUUUAUGCCAAAUCGGAAAAACAAGUGAAAAUGUGGGUGCCCAAUGAAAAAAAGAGUGUCAAAAAUAAAAAAACCUGGCUUUACAAAUUAAUUAUCUCAUUUCUAACUUUUUAAAACUCCAAAAACCAAAAAAGUUUGUUUGAAUGGUCAAAAGAGAAAGCCCACAAACCAGACUACUUACUUCACACCCUUAAAAAACAUAAAAUAAAAAAAUAAUAAAAAAAGAAAAUUUUUUUUCUCUCUCUCACUCUGUUUUUUCUUAUUAAAAAAAAAAAAAAACCUUCAUAUUUUAUUAAUUAAAAAAAAUUAAAUAUAUUUUAAUGAGGAAUAAUAAUAAUAAAAAAAAGAGCUAAUAAUUUAGGGCUCUUCUUUGACUGUCACCAGCGCAUCAUAACACAACCACACACCAAAAAACACAAAAAAGCCAAAAUAAACUCAACACACACUCUCUCUCUCUCUCUCUUUCUCUCUCUCUCUCUCACACACAAUCCAAAGGAGGAAAAUCAAAACCAAAAAAAAAAGAAAAAAGAACAGAGCUUUUUCUUCACACAGCUUCAAAAUC